Messenger RNA from Aphis gossypii (cotton aphid), 4226 nucleotides. Its product is annotated as zinc finger protein 366-like. Gene Ontology annotation, molecular function: DNA-binding transcription factor activity, RNA polymerase II-specific; RNA polymerase II cis-regulatory region sequence-specific DNA binding. The coding region runs from base 1 to 1104 and encodes 367 amino acids. NCBI's taxonomy places the organism in Eukaryota, Metazoa, Arthropoda, Insecta, Hemiptera, Aphididae. Gene Ontology annotation, biological process: regulation of DNA-templated transcription. The record is from RefSeq and is a predicted model, not a curated record. The transcript has 7 exons.
AUGUUUUGUUUUGUUUUUUGUUCUCGGCCAUAUCCAUGCGUAGUUUUUGUGGUACCAAGACAACUGGGCGACUACACUUAUGAAGAACACUUGAUGCGGAAAGCCGCCUUAAAAGAUGUCCCAAAGCGGAUUUUUUGCCCAAAAGGUUGCGGUCGUAACUAUAAACGGUUGGAACACUUGAAGCGGCACAUAGGAUACGAGUGCGGUGUUGAACCGAAGUAUCAGUGUGAAAUAUGUGAACGUAGAUUUGUGUACAACUUUAGCAUGAAGAAGCACAUGUCACUCGUUCACAAACGAUCAUCCGUGUAUCCUGCUUACCCUAUCCGUCGUCCCAGACAACAAUGCUUAACCAUCACUGAAAUAGUUUCUCCUGAUAAUUCUCGCUGUGCCGAUGAGUCCAUUGCAAUGCCGCUAAUGUAUCGCUGUCCAAAAAAUUGUGGUCGACGAUAUACACGAAAAGAUUCAAUGAAUCGCCAUGUAACAUAUGAAUGUGGUGUUGAGCAUCAGUUCAAAUGUAGUUUUUGUAAUAAGACUUGUGCUCAAAAGUAUAAUCUUAAAAAGCAUAUGAUCACUUAUAAUAAGGAAAUUUUUGUUUUUAUUUUAGAACAAAGAAUUAAAUCAAAACCAAAAUUAGACACAGUCCCAGCAUUAUCAGCAACUAACAUUACUCUACCACCAGAAUCAAAAAAACAAGAACCAAAGAAAUGUUCUAUAUCUGUAACUAAAACAGAAAGUUGUUAUCGAUAUGAGAUGUUUUGGCUGACCAAAUUGGAUCAAGUUGUAAAAUACAAUCCUUCAAUCUGUCCAAAAAAUUGUGGUAGAAAAUUUGGAGGAAAAAAUCGAAAAAACUUUAUGUUAAAAAAGAAUGAUUUGUAUGCUAAUGAAAAUCCUGUGUAUUGUCCGAAAAACUGUGGACGGUGUUACAAAGGUAUGUGGCGUAAAUACAACUUGCAAAAACACUUGAAAUUUGAGUGUGGAGUAGCACCACAAUUCAAAUGCCUAGCCUGCCCGAAAAGUUUCUCAUUGAAAGCAAAUUUGAAAAUGCAUAUGAUGGUUGUUCAUAAAAUAAUUUUAGGAUCUAAUCACAAUACUAUGAUGUCAUAAUAGUUAUUGAUCGUUAUGUAUCUCGACUUAAAUCACAUAAUAAUGAAUGUUAACUUUUUAGUGCCAUAUAUACAAUAUAUAAUACAAAAUACAUUUUACCAAUUAAUUUUUAGUUAGUAUUGAAUUACUGUUUUGUUUUUUUUUUCAAAUAUAUAUUUAAAUUAAAUGUCAAAAAGUGUAAAUUAACACUGUUUGUUUAUUUAAGGUAUAUAUUAUUAUUAUUAGUAUUUUUAUGGGAACGAAAAUAAAAUUCCAGAUAGCAACAUACUGAUAAUAUUUUAGAAAUUAAGCUCAAUUCAAAUUUUGUAUGAGAUAAAAAUGUUAUUAUGAUGUUGAAUAAUUUUAGAAUUUUAGAUUUUGUUAUAGUUACCAUAUUAUUUCUUUAGAUAAGAAAUUUGGUAGUUACUCAUUUGAUUUCUGUUUAUAUUAGUUACCAAAAAUAAAUAUACAGUACACAUAUAAACAUGUAUAUUAAAAUGUUUUGUUUAUUAUUAUUUAUUAUGUUCAAAUUAUCUUAAUGUUCACUUUGUAAACUUUUAAUACUUAUUUAUAAGAUAUAGGUAUCAUAAGUUAUAUCUUUUUAUCAAAUUUAGAAUUAUUGAUGAAUAUGUGUGAAUAAAAUAAAAUUUAAAACUAUAAACAUGUAUAACAUGUUUUACAUACCUUUUUACAUUGUGCAAAAUAAUUAAUGAUAUGGUUUUUUUCAGUUUUAAUCAUAUGAUUUAAUUUUAAAAUAAAUAGAUAUCCAUAUUAUAAGUAUGUUGAUAUUCACUCUUGACAACAAUUAAUAAAUUUAUUAAAUCUAUUCAUAUUUUGUACUUAUAUUGGUAGAUAGCUAAUUAAUUUUAUUAGAAAACUGUUAUUAUAAUUAUCAUUGAACAUUUUAUUUUGUAUAAUAUGAUAUAUGUAAGAUAUUGUUGAAAAGUACCUAUUUACUGAUACCUAUGAACAACUGUAUUUCAGUAUCACAGACUUAUAUUAAAAUAUUUAAUUUUUUGAAAAAAUGUUAUCACAAAUAUAGGCUAUUUGUAUAAUACAAAUAAAAUAUAACAUUCCGUUUCACAUUAUUAAGUAAAGCUUGGUUAAUUACUCACCAUCACGUUUAAGAAAAACAUAUAAAUAGUAGCUUUGCUUAAAAAAAAAAUCUCCCUGUUCUAUAACCUUUUAUUAGUACCUAUUACGUUACUUUUUUGGUACCUACUGUCACAAUGCAUGUUUUCAGAUCAAAAUUUACUAUUACGUCGCGUAGAAGAGGCUGCAUUAUACGAUCCGGCGUAUUGUCCAACCAAUUGUGGCAGGUUUUAUAAAGGUCAACAUCGAAAAAUAAAUCUACGUCGACACAUAUUUGAGUGUGGUGUACAACCAAGAUUUCCUUGUACAAUAUGUAAAAAACGGUUUUUCCGAAGUUAAACUGUAUGAAAGAUUACUCUUGGAAGAUCCUGUUUUUUGUCCAUAUGCUUGCGGCCGGUCUUAUAGUGGAAAAAACCGUAAGGGUAAUCUGAAAAGGCACUUAUCAUUUGAAUGUGAAGUGACAUCUUUAUUCAAAUACAGUUGUGAUAUUUGCUUAAAAAAAUAUACAAGAAAAGAAAGUUUAACAGUCCAUAGAGUAAAUUCACACAAUGUCCAUUAAAAUAUAGAUUAUUAAAUAGCUUGACAAUAAAAUAAAAUGUAAAUAUUAAAUUUUAUAUUUUAAAAAUUUUUAAAAAGUCAUUAUACUGCAUGUCACUUAACAAUGUUGAUUUUUCCAUACAAUGUGAUAUCAGUAUGGCAUGACAAUAAUUUGAUUCGCGCAGUUUUUUUAAAUGGUGUACUUCAAAGUAUGUCAUAAUAUAUGCGACUUGCCCCCAAUACUAAAGCCUUAUGUUAUGUGGACUCGUAUUUGUCGUUUUGUUAAGUUUUUUAUGUAGACCUCCUUAAACAAUUUAAUCAUAGAAGUAUAAUUCAAUCUUUAAUUAAAGCAAAAUUGAAACUACUUUACACAAAUUUUCUAUGUUACACGUUGGUAAGACAAAAACAUGAAGUACGGGUAUAUGAUAUCUUCUUAAAAAAUAUUAACUACAUCAAUUUAAAUUUAACAUAUGUUACAAUGUUUUUAUAAUGCUAUGUAAUGUAUGUCAAGGACUCAAUAUUUUGUGGAUAUACAUACACUAGGAAGUCAUAUAACUCUUCUUCAUAUUUCUUGUAUUACAAUUUUAGUAUAUUAAUAAAACAGAUUAGUUCAUCAUAAUGCAAUUUUCGGACAGUGUCUCCAGACACUAUUCAAUAUUAUUUCCAAAUGGUUAUGGUCAAUCUCAUAAUGGAAAAUAUUAUAUAUAUGACCUCAAACAUUAUGAUGCUAUAUUGUAAUAUUCAGCUUUCACAAUAUUAAUGUGAUAUUUGCAUAAAACAAUUAAAGUCUUAUCAUUAUUUAAAUUUCCAUUUAGCCUAUGUUUAUAUUAUUAUAAAUUAUUAAGCAAAAACUUUAUGUACUUAAGUAAAAACUCUUUUAUAAGAAUACAAUUUUUAUUUUAAAUAUAUUAUUAAAGAGUUAUUAAAAUAUUACCUAAAUGUUUUGAAAAUAUUGAUGGCUUCACAAGUGGCAUAUUUAGACAUUUUUUAAAGAAUAGAAUUUUAUUUUUAAGUUGUAAAGAUGAAUAAUAAAUGUAUAGUACUGUUAAUAAUAUAAAAUUAACUAAUUAAAAUUUAAACCUAAGUAUAAAAAUGUAAUUCAUACAAAGAUAAAUCCCAAAGACCCUUACAUAAAUAUACAAAAAGCACGAUAAAAACCAAAUGUAGUAUAAACGCUGCAGCAUUUUAAAUUAAUUAUAUUUUGUUAUUGAUAAAAAAUAACUUAAAUAUCUAUUAUAUUUUCAGCUAAUUACGUGAAUCAGACUUUUGGAAAAGAUUCACUGUCUUGUCCAAACGGUUGUGGUCGAUCCUACACAGGUGCAAACCGCAAAAACAAUCUGAAACACCAUUUGAAUUAUGCGUGUGGCAUUAAUCCACAAUUUUAUUGUAAAUUUUGUGGUAAACAAUUCAGGCAAAAGCGAUCAUUAAAAUAUCAUUUAGCCACUAUUCAUAAAAAAUAUAUAUAUUAAAAAUUAUAUAUUCUUGUAAAAUAAACUUUGUAUUUAAAAUUGUUA